This is a messenger RNA of Ictidomys tridecemlineatus (thirteen-lined ground squirrel), 720 nucleotides long. Lineage: Eukaryota; Metazoa; Chordata; Mammalia; Rodentia; Sciuridae. The record is from RefSeq and is a predicted model, not a curated record.
GCAGAACUCUGGGAAGCCGGGUCUUCUUGACCACAAACCCAGACCCCUCCCCGGGUCCCCAUCUCCUGAGUAGUGAGUGGCCCCUUCCCUCACUCCCUUCUGCCUCCCCGCGCUUCCCAUCUCACAAGCCCUGGCGCCCUGCUACUUCUUUCCAGGCUUUCUCAGCCUGGAACCCAAGGUCCGGCGCUAGGUCUCAAUCGCUCCCCUCCCCCAGGUUCCCAUUCUCUAAAGUUUCUCAUCACUGCGAUGUCGCGACCCCUCCGCGGGGAGCCUCACAUCAUCGAAAUAGGCUACGUAGACGACACGCCAUUCUUGCGAUUUGAGUUCGACGACGCCUCAAUUCGGAGGAUGGAGCCACAGACUCCUUGGAUAGAGCUGGAGGGGAGGGAGUAUUGGCACCGGGAGACACAGUAUGCCAGAAGGCUACAGCAGAUUUACCGAGAAGGCCUGAAGAUUCUGCUCAGCUACUACAACCAGAGCGACGACGGUGAGUGACCUCUGGCCAGGGUUCCAAGUAACGACCCCUCCUCUUCUCCCACUUCCCUGCCAAAUCCUCCAGAAACUCCUCGUGGUCUGAGACUCAUGGCAGUAGUGUGAGACCCGCUCACCUAUGCAAAAUGUGGGGCUUUGGUUUCAUUUACUGUUUCCAGUAUGGAAAAGAUCUCACUAGUCACCUCCAGUCGUCUGAAGCGAGGGCGGGAGUAGGCUGGGGGGGAACCU